AGGGCGAGAGACACACAUACACACACAGAGAUAGAGAAAGAGAGAGAGCGAGAGAGUUAGAGGGAGGGAGAGGGAGAGAGAGAGAGAGAGUCAGUCCACGAACAGCUCAACUUUUGAAUGUGUGCGAGCCGAGCUGAGUCGAGCCGGGUCAGCGUUGAAGCUCCGGACCGGGCGCCCUGUGUUUGCUCCCCCGCCCUGUGCACCUCCUGCUCGGCGUAGCUCUCACCAGCGGCUCGCUGCCUUCUCACCGGUUCGGCAGCAGCUAAUGUGUUUUCAGCUCAGAAAGCGGCGGUGAGUCCUGCGUGUGUCCCGCUCUCCUGCUGCUCUAACCCGGCCUUGACUGUGUGAUAGAGUGAGUGACUGCAUGGACCGGACUGAACAUGAAGAGCCUUAAAGCCAAGUUUAGGAAAACUGAUGUCAAUGAGUGGAACAAGAAUGACGAGCGCCUGCUUGCUGCGGUGGAGCACGGCGAGGCGGAGAAGGUCGCGUCACUUCUCGCCAAGAAAGGUGUCAGUGCUGUGAAGCUGGACACUGAGGGCAGAUCAGCUCUUCAUGCGGCAGCUGCUCGAGGUCAGACGGACUGUCUCUCGGUCAUCCUGUCUCAUGGAGCUGAUCUGUCACUCACUGAUGCUGCAGGUUUGAAUCCAUUGCACCUGGCUGCCAAAAACAAUCACACUGAGUGCUGUAAAAAGCUCAUUCAGAGUAAAUGUCCAAUCGAUGCUGUGGACAGUUCAGGAAAGACGGCGCUGCAUCACGCUGCUGCCAGUGGGAACAUCCAGACCGUCCAACUGCUGUGUGAACUCAAAUGUCCCAUCAACCUGAAAGAUGCAGAUGGAUGCACCUCCUUGCUGUUGGCGGCUAAACAUGCUCCUGCUGAGGUUUGCUGCACUUUGCUGGACUGCGGAGCUGAAAUCAACGUUUCUGACAACAGCGGCAGGACAGCGUUGAUGUUGGCCAGUGAGUCCAACACAGCGUCUGUUGUUGAAGUGUUGGUUCACCGAGGAGCAAAUCUGUCAGCAGUCGAUUCACAAGGCCAUGAUGUCACACACUACGCCAAACUGUCGGGCAACUCAGAGGUGAAAACUGCCCUCAGUGCCGCCCUAAGCAGACAGCAGGUCUCAGACGCAAAGUCUCCUAGAAGUCCUCAGCAUGAUCAAGUAGCUAAACUAUGUGAUGAACGGAUCACAACUCCCAAAAAACGAAAAGCACCUCCUCCACCUCCUAUUAGCCCACUGCAGAGCUCAGGACCCUCCUCUCCUUCAAUCGUUACCUCCACUGGGACUGUUGGUUCUGACAAAAGUGACACGCCCAAGACAUUCAGCUACAAGGAGGAUGAGAUUCGAGGAACGGCGCUGAGAGAGCAGGUUGAGAAGCUCCACGAGGAGAGAAACAUGUUGCUGGACACAAUUGAAGAUCUGAAGCAGGCAGUGACGGGUCCUGAGCUGGAUACUAAGGGCGAGCACAGUGUUACAGCAUCUGCAGCUCUGGUUUCUGUUCUGCAAGCCAAGAUUACUGCUCUUACUCUGGAGAACCAGACACUUGCAAGUAAACUUAAGAAACAUCCGUCUAUCCCAGGAAACGAGGACCUGAAGGAGAGCAGUCGUCCCAACAGCAUGGCCUCGAACUCCUCCUUCCACUCCACCCAGGAUGAGUUUGAAUCACCACCACAAGAGGAAGAGGAGAGUGAGGGAGGAAGAGGAGGAAGUAAAGAGGAGAUCAGACUGCUGAGACAGGCGCUGGAGAGCGUCCAGGUGAAACUGCUCGAAACCAGGAAGGAAAACCGCUCACUUCACGCUCAGCUGAAGCCCGAGAGAGAGGAAGAACAAGAAGAGGAUGAAAUAGUGAGGGAGAAGGGACAGGAGGAAGAGUUGAUGGAGAGUCUGGCAGAGCUGCAGGCGAAGCUGACGGACACUCAGGAGAGAUACCACCAAGCUGUGGAGGAGGUGGAGGAGCUGAGGGCUCGCAUGGGAAAAGAAGGAGGGGAGAUGACAGAGAAAGAAGGAGCGCAGAGACAUUCAUCGUCCACACUCGAUCAGCUGAAGGCCCAGCUGAUCCAGUCAGGAUGUGAGCAAGAGAAGGCGGCUCAGCGAAUCAGAGAGCUGGAAGAGGAGCUGAGGAGGUCAGAGGAAGAAAGACGGAGCGGGAAGGAGAAAGUACAGAGGAGUGCAAAGAUUGAGGAGCUGUACAAGGAGGCACAGAAGGAGAUUAGGAUGCUCCAGGAGGCUUUGAGGGGCACGGUCCCUGUUGAAGCUGCAGCCAAAGACUUUGAAGAAAUGAAGGCUGAGAUGAACGAGGUGACAGCCGGGCUGCAGCGUCGCUUGCUGGAACUCUCGCACUCCUACAGUGAAACCAAGAGUAAACUGAGUGCCGCUCAGAAGCAGGCGGCGGAGGCCCGAGCUGAGAGCAGCGCUCCAUCGUCUCCCACUGUGGAAGAACAGCAGCAGCAGGUCCAGGCGCUCAGCAGCAGGGUGGAGGAGCUGCAGACUCUGUUAGCCGACGCAGAGAAGAAGCACGCGGCCGCUCAGGAGGAGAUUUCAGCGAUGAAGCAGGAGGCAGAAGCUCAGGCGCAGAACACCGUGGCCCUCGCCGAUCACACACAGGUGAUGUCAUCUCUGGGAAACGCCAUCAAAGAGCUGGAGAGCCAAUCAGAAGCCCUGAAGGAGCAGCUGCACCAGAAGAGCUUGCAGGUGGAGGUGCUUCAGAACAAACUGACGGCAGAAAAAGAUGUCACCCCAGAGGUGUCAGUGUCCCGUCUGGACCACGACACCAUGCGAGAUAAGCUGGAGGGCGAGGUGACCCACUUCACCCAGCUCCUCCAGGGGGCGCUCAGGAAGCAGGAUGAGAUGGCUCUGGAGGCUGCUGAUGCAUGGCAGAAGGCGCGGGAGAGUCGUGCAGAGUGGGAAGCCCUGCAGGAGCUGGUGAUGUCCAGGGAGAAGGAGAACCAGACGCUGUCGUCACGGCUGGCCGAGUCCCAGGAUGCCGUGUGUCAGCUCAAACAGCUGGUGGAGAACCACGUCGCCUCUGAGAGAGAGAAAAACAAGAGGAUAGAUGAUCUGUCACGGGAGGUGGGGAAGCUAAAAGACGCCUUAAACAGCCUGUCACAGCUCUCCUACAGCUCCGGCUCUCCCUCCAAGAGGCUGCAGCAGAACCAGCAGCAGCUGGAGACAAUGCAGCAACAAAUCAAACAGCUGCAGUACCAGCUCGCUGAGUCGAAGAAGCAGCACAAUGAGACAGUGUCAGUCUAUAGGAUGCAUCUCCUCUACGCUGUCCAGGGUCAGAUGGACGAGGACGUCCAGAAAGCCUUGAAGCAGAUUCUGAUGAUGUGCAAGAUGCCAAGUCAAACCAAGGAGACGUGCUGAGACUCACGGAGCCUCUGCUCGCUCCAGAACAAUGAGACUGACGUCAAAGUGAACUGCUGCUCUCAGAUGCAUCUGUCACCACAGCCUCUUCCUCACGUCCGAAUCCACUCGCUGCUCGUGGCGAUCACAAACACGGCCAACGCACGGUGCCUCUGAGUCAACCUUCAGUAUUUCUAAAUGUUUACAGUCAUUCGUUCAUUGCCUUUUUGACCCUUUUGUUUCUUAAAGUCAUCAAUCUCAUGGUGGAAGAUGUUUUGGGGGAAACUCCAGUGCAGCAUACAGAUACUGUACAUCAGCCAACUGACCAUUCAAAUGAAUGGCUACCAGCCAAAUGUAUAUUGUAUGUGCAUGUAAACACUACACUGAAAAUGUGCAGCAACCUUAACUCAACAUGCAGUUGCACAAGUGCCAUAACGCAAACAUCUGUACACGUGCACAAUUACAGCAGAUGUGCCUGAUGGGGUUUGCUCCUGUUACAACGUUCACUUAGAGGAAAGAAAAGACUCUGCUGACGCUGCCGUUUAUUUAGUAUCUAUUUUAUGAUACAACAGUGUUAGUUUUAAUGUUUCAUGUGUUGUCCACAUUUUACAUCUAAAUUAUUUGUUCCCUGAUAACAAUGCAUGUGACUUUGCUUCAGCCCAAAUCACAGAUGUUUUUUUUUUUGACCGCACUUCUUUGAAGAAAAGCAUGAAACUGUUUGUAUUACUAUUUUUCCUAUUAGCACAAAAAAUGUAUAAACAUGUAUUUUACUGAAUUGGAUUUGUUUUUGUCAUGUUUUCUAUGUUACUGUACUGGAAAUGAAGAGGUUUGAUUGCUGUAAUUGAAUGGCCUUGUUUUGUGUCUGUGUGAAUGAGAAGCUUUUUUUCCUCCGCACUAUUUGAUCUAGUGACACUUAAAUUAGUUUAUUUUCCUGUUAGUAUUCAUAUCUAACACAUAAAGACAAUUGUUUACUGUAAUCAACAACAAAAACACCAAACAGUUUGAUAGUUAGGAGGCAAGUUCUUACGUUUCCUCUUCUCUCUUCUACUCUGUUUUCUUUCAUCUUGUGUCACAUGCCUGCACUUACUAAUCACACAGUUUUUUUGCAGCUCUAAAGUCCUUAUAGAGAACAUUUCACCGUUAAUAUCAUUAACUCAGUUAAUACAGAUGCUAAUUUCACUGUGCUUCCCCAUCAUAUUACUUCAAAGUCUUUUUGUUUGUGAUUUCCUUGCGGGUACGAAUGUUUUUCCAGUGUCUGAGAAUAUGUCAUUUCUUUAUUCAGGUUUUAUGAAUGGUUUUCACAUCACUCCUUUGCCUUAGUACUGUACUUACAUCCUCAGCUGCCACCUACACUUCAAACACAACCAAUAACACUGUGUAACUCGACGUGAGGUGAAGCUUGGAUGUGACUGAUGCUCCGGCCCUCACGUCUCACCCAGGAUCUGUUUUUUACUGAACAUGAUUCACACCAGACUGAGGUUCUAAGAUUUGUAGAGUAAAGCCUUUGCAUGUCUUUAUUUCAUCGCUUGUAAGAUGUCAAACAACUUCCUCUCUCUCUCUCUUUCUCAAGGCCUUGACUGAACUGUUUUGUACAAAGAAAGGGAAAAGAAAGAACAACUCAAACUUUAACGGUUUUGUAGUGACGUGAAAAAAUAAGGUUUUUGCCGAUUGCUUUUUUGGUCCACAUGAAUAAAUUUCCAAGAUAAUGCACCAUG
Messenger RNA from Hippoglossus stenolepis (Pacific halibut), 5053 nucleotides. RefSeq names its product retinoic acid induced 14 (gene rai14). The transcript is spliced from 21 exons. NCBI's taxonomy places the organism in Eukaryota, Metazoa, Chordata, Actinopteri, Pleuronectiformes, Pleuronectidae. Bases 381 to 3359 code for a protein of 992 amino acids. The record is from RefSeq and is a predicted model, not a curated record. Gene Ontology annotation, molecular function: actin binding.